CUAAAACCCUCCCACACACUCUCAGUGGCCCUCGCCAGCAACCUUGCGGGGAAGUUUCAAGAUUCAGUCUGUACCAAACUCCGAGGCGGAAGGAAAAGGCUGGCCGCUGUUUGUGUACAUUGCGUUUGAUUUAGCAAUAACGGCAAAUUAUAUCGAUUUUGUAAAAAAAAAAUGCAAUGCAUUCGCAAGCCCAGGAGAACCGAGCAGGAGGAUGAGCGGCUGCGGGAGGCGACUGACAAGGAGGUCCAAGCCAACCUGAGCCGGCUCGGCUUUAUCAACGAUGAUGACCUGAAUGCCAUGCUGAAAGGCAGCAACCUACAGAAGAUCAAAUCCAGCACCUGGAUGAAGCCCCGUUUUUACAAGCUGCUCGAGGACUGUCGAACAGUGUGGUACGACUCGCAAAAACUCCUGAAGUCAGCCAGGACCCAAAUCUUCUCGAUUGAUGACAUUCAGGAGUUGCGGCCUGGUCACCAGUCUGAGGGCAUGCAGAAGUUUGCCAUGGAUAUCCCUGCUGCCUGCUGUUUCACCAUCGUCUUCAAGGGCACGAAGAAGAACCUGGAUCUCGUUGCCAGUGACGCGAAGGAAGCCAAUCAUUGGAUUGACGGCCUCAACAAGCUUAAGAAAAGAGACUCAAAGAUGAACAAGAGAGAGCGUCUGGACCAAUGGUUUCAGAUUUAUCUUCAAAAGGCUGACGUGAACAAAGACAAUAAAAUGUCGCUGGAUGAAGUAAAACAGUUUCUGCGCAUGAUGAACAUUGAGGUGGACGAUGCGUACGCAAAGGAGCUGUUUGUGAAAUGCGAUAAAUCAAUGGAUGGCACAAUCCAAGGCAAAGAGAUCGAGGAGUUUUACAAGCUGGUGACAGAGCGGGAAGAGAUCACUACCAUCUUCGAGGCCUACUGUGACAAGAACCGCUUCCUUACGGUGGACAAGCUGACGGAUUUUCUCCGGAAGGAGCAAAGGGAAAACGUGAACCAGGAGUACGCAGCACAGCUCAUUCAAAAGUACGAACUCAAUGAGGAAGCAAGGUUUGAUUCCAUCAUGACCAAAGACGGUUUUAUGAGCUAUCUGAUGUCACCAGCUGCUGAUAUUUUCAACCAGGAACACAACAAAGUUUACCACGACAUGACCAAGCCACUCAAUAAAUACUUCAUUUCAUCCUCCCACAAUACCUACCUGACAAAAGAUCAGCUUGAAGGACCCAGCAGCGUUGAGGCCUACAUCAGUGCCCUGAAUAAAGGCUGCCGCUGUGUGGAACUGGACUGCUGGGAUGGACGAGAUGGAGAACCAGUCAUUUAUCAUGGCUACACCUUCACCUCAAAAAUCCUCUUCAAGGACGUCAUCCAAGCUGUAAAGCAAUAUGCCUUUAAGGCUUCUCCUUAUCCUGUCAUCCUGUCUCUGGAGAACCACUGCAGCAUAGAGCAGCAAGUUGUCAUGGCACAGCAGAUGAAGAGCAUCCUCGGUGACAUGCUGCUUACCAACACAAUUGACGGCAAAGUCCCAACCAACUUCCCUUCCCCUCAGCAACUGAAGGGGAAGAUCCUGGUGAAAGGGAAGAGGCUGAAUCGCCUGGAAGCUCCCCAGGAUGCAGACAUGGGCGAUGAGGUUUCUGAUGAGGAUGAGGCCGCUGAACAAGACAGUGAAGACGAGCAAAAGGAAGUAAAAAAGAGUGGGAAGAUAAAGUUGGCUAAAGAACUCUCCGACCUUGUCAUCUUCUGCAAGAGUGUCCACUUCAAUGGAUUUGAAGAUGCUGCACAAAACCAAGUUUUCUAUGAGAUGUCAUCCUUUGUAGAAAGCAAGUUCAAUAAACUGACACAGGAAACGGCCAAGCCAUUUAUUGAACUGAACACCCGACAGCUGAGCAGGAUUUACCCAGCAGGACUGAGAACAGAUUCCUCCAACUACAAUCCUGUUGACAUGUGGAACGCGGGCUGUCAGAUUGUGGCUCUAAAUUUCCAGACUCCAGGGCAGGAGAUGGACAUCAACCAGGGGAAGUUUCUGGACAAUGGUUUUGCUGGUUACAAUCUGAAGCCAAAAUAUUUGAGAGAAAAGAAGGCUGGCUUUGAUUCAAAGAACGUUCAGAAGGGUUCCUGGCUAAAUAAGAAGAAGCUCCAUGUGAUGGUUAUCUCUGCCCAGCAGCUUCCAAAGUCGAACAGGCUGAAGCUCAAGUCAGUUGUGGAUCCUCUGGUGGUGGUGGAGGUUUUUGGUGUUAGUGAAGAUUGUGAUUCAAAAGAAACAGAACACAUCUCCAACAAUGGAUUCAGCCCCAUGUGGAACACUACCUUCCAGUUUGACGUUUCUGUCCCUGAGCUGGCUUUCGUGCGGUUUGUGGUGCAGGACUACGACAUGUCGUCCAAGAAUGAUUUUAUCGGACAGUUUACACUACCCUUCACGAGCUUGAAACUAGGCUAUCGACACAUUCACCUCCUAACAGAGAGCGGGGAUCGCCUUCCCUCAGCGUCACUCUUUGUCCACAUCAUGAUUGAGUAAAGCACCAGGAUCUGCUUCCAUCUAAACCCUGACUUCCAGACUGCAGCCUACAGGCCCAAUGAGGGGGUGUGUGUGUGAGACAGAGAGGGGAGAGGGA
Molecule: messenger RNA, 2584 nt
Organism: Chiloscyllium plagiosum (whitespotted bambooshark)
Lineage: Eukaryota; Metazoa; Chordata; Chondrichthyes; Orectolobiformes; Hemiscylliidae
Gene: plcd1a
Product: phospholipase C, delta 1a
Biological process (GO): intracellular signal transduction; lipid metabolic process
Cellular component (GO): plasma membrane
Molecular function (GO): phosphatidylinositol-4,5-bisphosphate phospholipase C activity; calcium ion binding
Source: RefSeq, a predicted model, not a curated record